This is a messenger RNA of Ylistrum balloti, 837 nucleotides long. RefSeq lists its product as uncharacterized. NCBI's taxonomy places the organism in Eukaryota, Metazoa, Mollusca, Bivalvia, Pectinida, Pectinidae. Gene Ontology annotation, molecular function: A2-type glycerophospholipase activity. Gene Ontology annotation, biological process: arachidonate secretion; phospholipid metabolic process. The transcript has 5 exons. Bases 1 to 837 code for a protein of 278 amino acids. The record is from RefSeq and is a predicted model, not a curated record.
AUGGCACUCAGGGAGUAUUUGGUCGUGGUAUCUCUAGUAUGUGUGUCCAGUUUACACCAUGGUUGGAUUGCAUUCAGACACUUUAACCAGUCUCCCAAUUACACCCUGUAUGCAGUUACGAAUGGACACUGGUCAUUGGAUGCUUUAGUGUCCCCAGAAGGAAUCCUAAAAUAUUGUGACGUCACCUCCGACCCUGUGUCCAUACUUGACGCUGAUGACGUCAAAUGGCGGGAUGUUGACGAAGAUACUGCAAGGAAACUAGUGAAGUCAUGUGAAGGAAUGAGACAUGACAAACGUCAACUGGAGGAAACUGCAAGCCAAGUGAAAGCCACUACUACAGAAGUGCCUUUUGUCCCAGAAGAGACUGGUGAUCCAGCAGGAGCUCAUGGAUCAUUUGCUAUUUUUCCGGGAACGAAAUGGUGUGGCCUCGACAACAAGGCGACUAGUUACGAUGAUUUAGGUGAACACCGCGCUACGGACAGUUGCUGUCGGACCCACGACCACUGUCCAUAUUUUAUCGACCACUUCGAAACUAAAUACCAUUAUCGUAACCCGUACCCCUGGACUAUGAGUUACUGUAACUGUGACACUGGCCUGUACAAUUGUCUCAAGGCGGUGAAAUCAACGGCAGCAGAUGAAGUCGGUGACAUGUUUUUCGGUCUCCUCGAUGUCAAAUGUUUCAAUUUUGAAGACGGUGACUACUGCUCAGAUGAACGUUUGGCUGGCCUGUGGUGCGAGAAGCAUGUCCAUGGUAUGAUGGCGGUCCCCACAGAUUUCCCGUACAAAUGGGCAAAUAACUCUGCCCAGACCAUCAUCAAAUCUGGACUUGUGGGUUAG